Molecule: messenger RNA, 5677 nt
Organism: Dimorphilus gyrociliatus
Lineage: Eukaryota; Metazoa; Annelida; Polychaeta; Dinophilidae
Source: the annotation of a GenBank genome assembly
GCGACUAUCGAAACGUAUUAAUACGUCGUGGCACUACGUACUAAAUCGCAAAAUACGGCCAUAUAGUACAUUUUAAGACUAUUCGAUCUAUCAAGAUAGGGUCGUAUAUUAACGAUUAUCUUUCAUUGGAUUUUGGAAGGGUAUGAAGAAGACCCUCAGCAUUAUGGCAACUCGUGGAAAAGGCAAAGAAAUAUUGCUCGCUAAAAUCAUCAAACUAGAACAUAAUUAUUGCUCGAACAAAGAAGAAGAAGAGGAUGUUACGGAUCAGGAUAAGACUCUUAAAAUUAUGUCCUCGACUCAUCAUAAAUCCAAGAAAUAUCAAAGACGCUCAAAAGUCAUAGCCCCCGUAUUCAAAACGAAGAAAAGAAGAAAGAAACAGGACUCUGACUCAGAGACAGAAGUAGCUGCCGUAAUUGGACAACCAGAUAUAAAGUACGACGACGAACAUGUAGAGAAACGUAGAUCGGGCCGAAACAAGCGCCGUCAAAAAUAUACUGAUGAAUUAGAGCUUGAUCUAUCUGAAGAAAAUGAUGAGGAAGAAGAAGAAGAUGAUGUGAAUCCUACGUCGGUGGUCGAAAAUCCAGCCGAUAAUGACACGCCUAUUGUUGAUAAGAUUUUAGGCUAUCGUAAAAAGAAACGAAAAAUACUGAAAAAGAAAUUCUCAUCCUAUGAAGACAAUGAUAGGAAAGAUGAUGAAGUUGAUGUUGAUGGGGACAAUUGUGAUCAACAAACUGAGUGUGAAACAGUCGAGGUUGAAGUUGAGGAAUAUUUUGCUAAAUACAAAAAUUUAUCCUACCUACAUUGCCAGUGGAAAAGUAUGGAAGAAUUAGAGAUAACUGAUAAACGCAUUGGUCAAAAAAUCCGUCGUUUUAAAAUGAAGCAGAACUACCAAGCUCUUUUGCAACUUGAUGAAGAUGAACUAUUUAAUCCUGAUUAUGUUGAGGUCGAUCGUGUUCUCGAUGAAUCUUUAACAAAGGGCGACGAUGGUGAAGACAUUCUACAUUAUCUGGUCAAAUGGCGUGGUCUACCUUACGAAGAGUCAACUUGGGAAUUAAUCGAAGAUGUUGAUCCUGCAAAAAUUGAAGACUAUAAACGUCUAUCAGAAUUACCUCCGGCCAAUGAUUUAAUGACUUUAGAAAGACCAUCUUCCGAUGAGUGGGCUGAAAUUGCAGACUCACCAAAAUAUAAGGAUGGAAAUGAAUUAAGAGAAUAUCAAGUUGAGGGAGUUAAUUGGUUACUAUAUUGCUAUUACAAUCGCCAAAAUUGCAUUCUAGCCGAUGAAAUGGGUUUGGGAAAAACAGUCCAAAGUAUUGCUUUCGUGCAGGAAGUUGUUAAUUACGGUAUAAGAGGUCCGUUUCUCAUUAUCGUCCCACUCUCAACAAUAGGAAAUUGGUCAAGGGAAUUUGAAUCUUGGACAGAUUUAAAUGCAGUCGUCUAUCACGGCACACAAGUUAGUCGUAAUAUUAUACAAGAGCAUGAAUUGUUUUAUAAAGAUCCAGCUACUGGAAAAAGAAUACCAGAUGCAUAUAAAUUUAAUGUGAUGAUAACGACCUACGAAGUCAUUUUACAAGAUGUUGAAUUAUUAGCACAAUUUGAUUGGAGAGUUUGUGUGAUUGACGAAGCUCAUAGAUUAAAGAACAAAAAUUGUAAAUUGUCAGAGGGUUUAAAGCAUUUUGGUUUGGAGCAUAAAGUUUUACUUACGGGAACUCCACUUCAGAAUAAUGUUGAAGAAUUGUUUGCCUUAUUAAAUUUUUUGGAACCUCAGCGAUUCUUUCACGUUGGAACAUUCCUUAAUGAUUUCGGUGAUUUAAAGACUGAAAGUCAAGUAUCUAAACUUAAAGCCCUUCUGAAACCAAUGAUGUUACGUCGUCUUAAAGAGGAUGUCGAGAAGACCUUAGCUGCUAAGGAGGAAACUGUCAUAGAAGUUGAAUUAACAAAUAUACAAAAGAAAUACUACCGAGCCAUAUUAGAGAGGAACUUUUCAUUUCUUUCCAAAGGAAGCACUUCAUCGUCUAAUGUCCCUAAUUUAAUGAAUACUAUGAUGGAAUUGCGCAAAUGUUGUAAUCACCCUUUUUUAAUCAACGGAGCCGAAGAGCAAAUAGUUAUGGAUUGGAAGCACUUACAUUGUACAAGCGAAGCUUUUCAAGCUCUUGUGCAUGCUUCCGGUAAACUUGUUCUUAUUGACAAGUUACUACCAAAAUUGAAAGCAGGAAAUCACAAAGUGUUAAUUUUCUCACAAAUGAUUCGAGUUUUAGACAUUUUAGAAGAUUAUUUAAUUCAUGAGAAAUAUUUGUAUGAGAGAUUAGACGGUAGAAUCAGGGGGAAUUUACGGCAAGAGGCUAUCGAUAGAUUUAGCAAACCUGAAUCGGAUAGGUUUGUCUUUCUUCUCUGUACAAGGGCUGGAGGUUUAGGUAUUAACUUGACUGCUGCCGAUACUGUUAUCAUUUUUGACUCUGAUUGGAAUCCUCAAAACGAUUUACAAGCUCAGGCAAGAUGUCAUCGAAUUGGUCAAAAUAAAAUGGUGAAAGUCUAUCGUCUUGUUACCAGAAACUCUUACGAAAGGGAAAUGUUUGAUAGAGCAUCAAUUAAAUUAGGAUUGGAUAAGGCUGUACUUCAAUCUAUGAAGGAAAAUGUCAAGGACUCUAACACUUUGUCAAAAAAGGAAAUAGAAGAUCUGCUCAAAAGAGGAGCCUACGGAGCUAUUAUGGAUGACGAUUCAGCAGCAGAUCAGUUUUGUGAAGAGGAUAUCGAUCAAAUUUUACAAAGAAGAACUCAGGUUAUUCAAUUUGACGGCGGUGAAAAGAAUUCAACGUUUGCGAAAGCUUCUUUUAGUGCAUCUGGAAAUAGAAGUGACAUUGCAAUCGAUGAUCCGAACUUUUGGCAGAAAUGGGCAAAGAAAGCUGAUUUGGACGUUGACGGAUUAAAUAAUAAGAAUGAAUUGAUUAUUGAGCAACCUCGGAGUAGGAAGCAAACGACUAGGUAUGGUAACGACGAAGGAGCUGAAGAUGUUAGCGAACUAGAAACCAGUGAUGAAUCUGAAUUGGAUGAUGGAGCUAUCGAGAUAAGCUUCAGGGGUAAGAGGGGAAGAAAGGCUGCUAGGGCUGCGGCAACUAGAAGAGCACGAAGAAGGGCUGCGGAAGAUGAUAGGGCUUAUAGUGGUGACGAUAGUACGAGAGGGUAUUAUAGAAAUGAAUGUUUUAAGAUAGAAAAAUAUCUUUUGAUCUACGGUUGGGGAAGAUGGAAAGAAGUUUUGGAACAUUGCAGAUUCAAAAGAUCUUUGAACUCGAAGGAUUGUGAGAGAGUUUCAGCUGCUAUUUUGAAUUAUAGUUUAAAUCAUUAUCAUGGGGAUGAUAAAAUUAAAGUAUUUAUAGCCGAUCUUAUACAAGGAAGAGCUGAUCAGAAGGGUCACUCUGGUUUAUCAGCACCAGUGCCUAGGGGAAGAAAAGGAAAGAAAAGAAUAGAGGCUGAAGAGAUAGACGUUUCGUCGUUGGAAGAUCCUGUAAAAGUUCUAGUCGACGAGGGUUACAGAAAACAUUUACACCGACAUGCCAAUAAGGUUCUCCUCCGAGUUCGUCUCCUAUUCUACAUAAAGCAAGAAGUAAUUGGAGAAGAGUUUAGCAAAGUAUUCCAAAGUUUCCAUUCCAAUGAUAUCAACAUUCCCCAGCCCUGCACUGAUGGAGAUAAGCCAGCGUUUUGGUGGGAUGAAGAUGCCGAUCGUUCCUUAAUUAUAGGAGUUUUUAAACAUGGUUACGAGAGGUUUAAUCAAAUCCGUCAAGACUCUUGUCUCUGCUUUUUACAAAGAUGUGGGCCACCUGACAGUAAGGCAUUGGCGGCUGAAUUGAAGGAUGACGACGAUGACGAGGGGGAAGGUGACGAUGGAGAAGAUACGGAGGCUAUAAAUGAACAAGCAAAUUCCGGGGAAGCCGAUGAAAAUGGAUUUUUACCUUUUCCUUCAGCUUCAGAACUCAACACUAGAUUACGGCGAUUAAUAACAAGUUACCAAAGAGAUUAUAAAAGAGUGCAAGAGAAAUUACAAAAAUCUGCUAAGAAGAUGGAAAAGAGAGAGAGGCUAGAAGCUGUAAUAAAAGAGCGAGAAAAACAGAAAUUAGACGCAAAACAAAAAUGGUCACGAAGGGAAGAAGCUGAUUUUUACCGCGUAAUAUCUUCAUUUGGUCUAGAAUAUAAUGCAGAUGGAUCUUAUAGAUGGGAUUCAUUUAAAGCUCUCGCUAGGCUUGAAAAGAAAUACGACGACACUAUGUCUGAAUACGCAACGGCAUUUUUAGCCAUGUGCCGAUGCAUAUGUGGUCGUUCAGUUCAACCACAAGAUACUGAAAUAUUUAACCAGUGCUCAGUUGAACCGAUAUCUGAAGAAAGAGCUUCACGCACUCUAAUGAGAGUAGAAUUAUUACACAAGAUUAGAGAGGAAGUCUUAAUGAAUCCAAAUCUUGACGAACGAUUACAAUUAUGCAUGGGUAGCAAUGAACUCCCCUCUUGGUAUGAACCAGGCACCCAUGAUAAGGAUCUAUUAAGAGGUGCAGCUAAACAUGGACUAGCACGAACUGAAAAUAAUAUAGUGUAUGACGAAGAAUUAGGAUUUUUUAAACUUAUUAAGAAUAUACUUAACGAACGACAAGAGACUAUAGCUAGAAUGAUGAAAGCUGAAAAUGACAAAGAGGAUAACAAAAAUUCCGAAGAUGACUCUGUUGCACUCGAUCCAAUGCAAAAUAAUAACGAAUUGUGGCCGAAAGAUAGAACCAUUCUUAAUCGGUUACUUGAUGUGUGUGAAUGCGUAACAACAGGAGAAUGGCCCACAACUAGAAAAGUUGGGCCUUACAUGCAAUACAAUCCCUCCGAUUCAAGAUGCAGCUCACCUUCCUCAUCAAAUGCUGAUGAGCUAGCUUUCUAUAGCAAGGUGAACAGUAGUGAUUUAUGUGUACAGAUGGCCGAGGAUGACUCAUUGAAGCUAACAAUUAAACGACCCGCGAAUAAAUCAGUGAGGAUUGAAGAAGUAGCCCUCAGCGACAGUGAUGUGCCAGAAGUAAACGGUUCAAGUCCAAGUUUAAGAGCAAGAAAGCGAACAUUCGCCGAAACAAAUGAUUAUCAACGCUUGUUCGUUGAUCCCGACACCCAUGUUUCGGUCGUGAAUGAUGAGGAUGGUACAAGGUUAGAAGGGGAAGACGCUCCCAGACAAUUUGAGCUGGAGGAUUGGUUGAUUGAACAUCCCAACUACUCUGUUGCACAAGUUAAUGAGCCAGCUUCAAAGAAAAGUCGAAAGCCUAGAUUUGAUCCAGUGAAGGCAAACGCUGAAUCUUUAACAGGUCAAGAAAAUGUGGCAGUCAUUAAUAGAGAAACUGGACGCAGAAUUACGGGCUCAAAAGCACCCAUUCUUAGACAGCUGACAUCGUGGUUGGAGCAAAAUCCAGCCUUUGAUGUCGAUCCAAAAUGGCGAUCAAUUUUGUCACUUCCCCAGUGGAAGUUACCUAAACACCUAGAUAAGAGAAUGGCAGAGAGGAGCAAUGAAUCCGUAAAUGGUUCCGGGGUAAAUCGUUUGUAUAAUAUACCUGGGUAUCCUUUAGGGCUUAAUAAUUUAUUCAACCCUGUUGGAGUUGUACAGUACACGAGCGUUGUUACCGACCGAACGAAAACUGAUAGGACAAUUCGAAAGAGUAAAUCUUAG